ACAAUGCAUCCAAGCCAUCGCUAUUCGUAACAAUACUAUCGAUUUCAAGGACGGCCCAAUGUGCGAAGUUAUGAAUUGCUCCUCGAUUCUCCGUCCAAAAAAAUAGCGAUGGAAGAUUCCAAUCACAUACAAACGUGCAGGCGCGAGUUGAACAAAAAGGCGUAAAAAAAUUAUGGAUAUGGCUUCUCACCUGCGUGUACUUAAUGACAGGAUUUGGAUUCGCCAUUAUUUCACCAAAAACUCGAUAUUAUUCGCGCCGAUAAAAAUUUUUAUUAUCUGUCGUGCUCGCUCCACUCGACUCUCUGACAAUGAAUCGACGGUUACACACCCAGCUGUCUAUAUAUACAUGCCUCGCCGGCCGGUUGCCAUACGCACCAGAGAGGGGGAUUAAAUCACAAGUGGCUUCUAUCUCCUGCGAUAGACGAUAAAUGCGAGAAGGUGGUUCUCCACCCUCAACUUUCAAACGAACUGCAGAACAGCAGUGUUAGCGCGCAGGCGCAGUGGAACCAGCAGUUCACAUCACUCCAGUGGAGACCACCUUUUACGAGGGAAUCCAACCCCGCCGGUGUAACAAUUAGAGUAAUUUUUGUCCCCUGAAUUAAUCGAGGAGAGGACUGAUAAUGUCACCUGCAGCUGAACCAAUGCUGAAGGAGAAGGUUGAAAAGCCGUCCCGAGGUAUCAAUGCUGUUCUACUUGGACCACCGGGGAGUGGAAAGGGAACGCAGGCUCCCUGGCUGAAAGAAAAGUACUGCGUGUGCCACCUGUCCACGGGUGACAUGCUGCGUGCCGAGGUGGAGGGUGGUUCAAAGUUGGGUGCCGAGCUGAAGAAGAUAAUGGACCAGGGUCAGCUGGUCAGUGACGAUCUCGUCGUCGAGAUGAUCGACAAGAACCUGGACAAGCCGGAGUGCAAGCGAGGCUUCCUCCUGGACGGUUUCCCCAGGAGUGUCCCCCAGGCGGAGAAGCUCGACGGCCUCCUGGCCAAGAGAAAACAGAAGCUGGACGCUGUGAUCGAGUUCGGAAUUGACGACAACUUGCUCGUGAAGAGGAUCACAGGGCGUCUGAUUCACUUGCCAAGUGGCAGGUCUUACCACGAGGAGUUUGCACCCCCCAAGGUCCCCAUGAAGGACGACGUCACUGGUGAACCCCUCAGCAGGAGGUCUGAUGACAAUGCCACUGCCCUGAAGAAGCGUCUUGCCACCUAUCACAGCCAGACACAGCCCCUUGUCGAUUACUACGCCAUCCAGGGGGUCCACAACUACGUCAAUGCUGCCAAGUCCAGUGAGCAAGUGUUCAAGGACAUCGACGCCAUCUUCAUGAAGGCCAUCAAGCAGGACGAGCAGAAGAAGGGAUUCUUCAGCAGGUUUUUUUGAGGUUCCAGCACCUCGAGUGUUAUCUUUCAGAAUAUUUUUCUCGGGGGCAAUGGGCGAUUUAGGUGUUACAGUUCUAGAUGUUGCAGUUACAUUAUUGUAAUUGUAAUGCUGACGUAUGCAAGAUUCCAGUUGUCUUAGGGGACUAGCUUCAAUUUUAAUGGGCGCAUUGGGGAGUAGGGAGGGCUGUUGUUACACGCACGAAAAAAUUUCGGAGAAAGAACUAGCGAAUCCGGUGGGUCAUUCUUGGCUACUUCAUUUGGGUGCUCCUAGUGAAAUUUUUUAUAGAAAAUGUUUUAUAUAAAAAAGUCAAUUGAAGUCGAUUUUUGUAUUCAAGUUGGUCUGUUGAAAUGCUUUCUGUAGAAUUUCCUAGACUCAAAUUUUCCAAGUUUUUUAAAAUUACAUUUUCCGUUUUUUUCAGCAAGAA
Messenger RNA from Diachasma alloeum, 1794 nucleotides. It is a transcript of the gene Ak2, whose product is annotated as adenylate kinase. Gene Ontology annotation, biological process: ADP biosynthetic process. The record is from RefSeq and is a predicted model, not a curated record. The transcript has 3 exons. Lineage: Eukaryota; Metazoa; Arthropoda; Insecta; Hymenoptera; Braconidae. Gene Ontology annotation, molecular function: AMP kinase activity; ATP binding. Gene Ontology annotation, cellular component: mitochondrion; cytoplasm. The coding region runs from base 621 to 1370 and encodes 249 amino acids.